This is a messenger RNA of Cantharellus anzutake, 506 nucleotides long. RefSeq lists its product as uncharacterized. The transcript is spliced from 2 exons. The record is from RefSeq and is a predicted model, not a curated record. Lineage: Eukaryota; Fungi; Basidiomycota; Agaricomycetes; Cantharellales; Hydnaceae. Bases 168 to 506 code for a protein of 112 amino acids.
GGUUUGUGUCAAUGUCCCACCAUGCAUUGUCUGCGACACCCGAGUUUCGCCUGCCCAAUCCCAACUUCCCAUCAUGCCCACCAUUCCCAUAUGUGAGAUCCAAUGCUGGCUACUCUGCUGCUGUCCAGUUGUACCUUUGAUCUGGUCAGUUGCCCUCUAAUUCAUUGAUGUUUUUCAGGGGACUGAGUCGAAGUGGGCGGUGUCAGAAUGGUUGUAAUUGUUUGGAAUCUCCUUGUCAUUUGUUCUGUGACUGCCCUAUUUUCGAGGCCUAUCGAGUAAUUCCUUCACUCCUAUCUGAUAAUUCCGCUUUAUCCUGGCCCCAUGGGUGGAAUAGAUGGUUUUUGGGCCAUACUCUGUUAUUAAAGCGGGAUUUCCCAUCACUUCCAGAUAGGGUGGCAAUUGCUUUGUCUCAUAUCUGGCACGUUGCAUUUAUCCAUUUGGCUGGUCAUAUAUGGGGGCAUGUUCAGAGGGCAGCUGGUGGUGGUUUGGUUCAUUGCCGGUUUUGA